Messenger RNA from Symbiodinium sp. CCMP2592, 576 nucleotides. The record is from the annotation of a GenBank genome assembly. Lineage: Eukaryota; Dinophyceae; Suessiales; Symbiodiniaceae.
AUGGCGUCGCUCGCCGCGUUCCGCCGUUCCUGGGGCCUGGUGGUGCUGAUGCUGUUCCUGCCGCUGUGCUUCGUCUCAGUCGGCACCGGCCGCGGUCGUGGCCGACGGGUGGCCUACCAAGCCCGUCACGCGGCGCCGGCAGAGCCCGAGCUUUCCUCCCCGGCCUGGGAGGAGAGCGCACAAGUCAUCUUGGACAUCGUCGAAGGUAGCACCAAGGAAGAUGCCCUGGAUUGGCUCCAAGCAGGCUAUGCCUGGACGGCCAAGAGCCGACGUUUCUGGCGGAAGCUGCGCGAAGAGCCGAGCCCACCGGAGCCGGAGGCGGUGCGGAGCAUUGCGCGCUGGUUGCAAGAAAAGGGCCUGGCGCAGAAAGCUUGGGUGCGGCGCUUCCCAGAAGUACUUGGCCUCAGCGUUGAGGAUCUAGAGGAGGGAAGAAGCACAGCGCCCAGCUACCUGAAGAGCGAGGACACCUACAACAAGGCCAUCAAGUCCAACCCAACGCUGCUCGGAAAGAACUACGACUGCCUCCAGGAGCACGAGAGCUGCCAAGGGCGCUGCUCGCGCUGUUGGAACACCUAA